This is a messenger RNA of Urocitellus parryii (Arctic ground squirrel), 5478 nucleotides long. It is a transcript of the gene Ccser2, whose product is annotated as coiled-coil serine rich protein 2. NCBI's taxonomy places the organism in Eukaryota, Metazoa, Chordata, Mammalia, Rodentia, Sciuridae. Gene Ontology annotation, cellular component: microtubule cytoskeleton. The record is from RefSeq and is a predicted model, not a curated record. Gene Ontology annotation, molecular function: microtubule binding. Gene Ontology annotation, biological process: microtubule bundle formation.
GUUGAGCAGGAAGGAAGGCCUGUUCAGCAGUGCCUUGUGUGCAACUAUGUCUGAGUAGGCAGCCGGCAAAACACAAUGUCUCCCUUGUACAAAGUAACUCUCUUAGUGAGUGCUCAGAUAUGUCAGGAAAAAGUGUUUGGUGGAGUGUGACAAUAUGAACCGCUUUGACCGACCAGACAGAAAUGUUCGGCAGUCUCAGGAAGGAUUUUGGAAAAGACCACCCCAGAGGUGGAGUGGACAGGAACAUUACCACCUUAGCCAUCCUGACCACUAUCAUCACCAUGGAAAAAGUGACUUGAGCAGAGGCUCUCCUUAUAGAGAAUCUCCUUUGGGUCAUUUUGAAAGCUAUGGAGGGACCCCCUUUUUCCAGGCCCAGAAGAUGUUUGCAGAUGUACCGGAAAAUACAGUGAUACUGGAUGAGAUGACUCUCCGACACAUGGUCCAGGAUUGCACUGCUGUAAAAACUCAGUUACUCAAACUCAAACGUCUGCUGCAUCAGCAUGAUGGAAGUGGGUCAUUGCAUGAUAUUCAGCUAUCAUUGCCAUCUAGUCCCGAACCAGAAGAAGGUGAUCAGAUAUAUAAGAAUGAAGAUUUAUUAAAUGAAAUGAAAMAACUUAAAGAAGAAAUAAGRAAAAAAGAUGAAAAAAUACAACUAUUAGAACAUCAACUUGCAACCCGGUGUAACUGCCACCAAAAAUCUAAAGAGGAAAAAUGCUCAUAUGCUGAUAAAUAUACCCAAACACCCUGGAGAAGAAUUCCUCCUCAAGUACUACAGCCUUCCAGCAACCUGCCCAGACCCACAGACCACGCCCAGGGAAAACUAAUAAAGCCACAACAUAUCGAGGCCCACAGUGAAUGUGCAGUCCAGGGCAUGCACCAGAGCAGUGCCCUUCCAGAUGGAGGCUUUACACAUGGCUUGCAACAAGAAAACAAUUAUGAUUUGGAAAACCGGCAUUCUUCAUCAAGCCCACAGUUCAAAAUGGAUGUAAUUAAGAGUGCACCUUCUGAAGCGAACUUGAACAUGACCAUGAAUGUUCAAGAGCCUUAUCGUUUGACAAAGAAUCAGAUUAGUGACAUGCAGUUUAUACCUACUUCUCUACAGACACCUCCCCAGUUAAGUAUAGUAGAUCAAGCUAAGAGAGUUGGAAGAGAUCAGUCUCCACCGGUGGGCUACCCGUCUCAGCCCAAAUCCUUAAAGCUGUUAAAGCCAUGCACCUUAAGUUCUUUGGCACCCCCUCCAGAUUCUGAAUCAUCUCCAAGUAGGACUCCCACUUCUAAGAAGUCACCGACAAUCACACCAUGUAAUUCAGCAAAACUUCAGCCAACAUCUAGUCAAACAAAUCUGGCAAACAAUCUGAAUCUGAAAACAUCUAAGCUCCGUCCCCCUUCCAGCUCUUUCAAACAAAAACAAAUAAGCAGCCCCCAACUAGAACCUCAAAACUUCCAGUCCAAGACAAGUAUCCCAAGGCCACUAGCACGACAAAAAGAAAUCAUGCAGAAUCCAAAUGGCAAUUUACAUUCUGGGGAUUGUUUGGCUUCUAAUCGAUAUUCUCGUCUUCCUAAACCAAAGAUACAUUAAGUACAUAGCCAUUACCUGCCAAUUUGUUUUUUUUUUUUUUAAAAAAAAAAAAACAAUCUGUUCUGUAAUAGCUUUAUGUGCAAUUUGCUACCAUGUUGGAGGUUCCACUGAAAGCCUGCAACUCUUAAAAUUAAAACGUGGAAGCUUCUACUAGUUUGGCUCUUCCAUUUUAUAUCCUGGUUGAAGUAUAUACCAUUUGAGCAUACUCGUCUCAGGUAAACACAGAAGUUUGCUUUCCCAUCUCAGAAGCCUACAGAAGACUCUAAUCAUGCUAACCAUCCCUCUGCACAUCAGCAAAGUAAUAAUAUUUCCCUCAGCAGGCAAGAAGUAGGCUUUGCUGAUUUAGUCCUGUUGUAUCCGUAUUAAUUGUGGUUAUGCGAACCCCAGCUCCUUUCACUUGUUCCUCCUGUGACUAUGGCUACUAAUUUAACUCAAGAUGUGGUGUUGAUGGAAGUUGGUAAUCUGUAGAGUUCUGGCCAGUGUUUUAUAUAUUUAAAGGUCUAUGCAAAAGCUUGUGAUGAAUAAAGGAGAAGGAGAUCAGACUUUUAAUGGGAAGACUAUGUAAGUUUUAUUUUUUUCUUACUGGAAUCAGCAAGCUAGUCUUACUGUUUAUUUGUUUACUAAAUUCCCCAGACUGAAAAUGUUCAAUAUUAUAUAUAAACCAAUUAUAUGUUGCUUUAACAUCUUGUUUUUCAUACAUACAUAUAUAAUUUGUGCUUGUAUUGCUACUAGUAAAUUUGAAGAGCUUGAGAUAUACCUUGAAACUUGUACCUAAGGUAUAUCCAUUUGUAACAUAUGUUGGUGCUAGAAUUUUGCUGGCAACUCGGUUUUGAAUACCACAGGACUUAUGGAUCCAUCAUAACUCUUUUUUGAAGGUUCCACAGCAUUUACAGCAUUUAUUUUAAGUAAGUCUUUAUUAUAAUUAUUUAUAUUUAUUGACUUAUGUUAAUAUCUGAAGACUGGAAUAGUGGACUUGAAAUAUUUGCACAAAACUUUGAUGGUAUAUAAAUUUAAAACUUAUUUUCUAUAGCAAAACAAGUUAAAUAUUUUGAGAAAAGUUAUAAAUUUAAGUAAGACUAUCUUGAGAAAGUUGGAAUUCAUAAUAGUUUCACAUUUCUGAGUUUCUUAGGUUUCUCUUUUCUGUUGUUGUACAUUUGACAAUUUCUUGAAAGUUAGAUUUUGGAAGAAAAAUAGAAUUGUAGAUGGGAAAUAGUGUUUCGUUAAAGAGUAUUUCAAAGGGAGUAUGCUUAUUUAUUUUAAUGUGCUACAAAAGGUGUCUGUUAAACCCCCAAGCAACCAUGUGCAUGAACCCAAUCAGGCUGCAGGCCACUUGUCAGACAAUUCAGUUCAUUUGCAUUCUGUUCUCCCAAAUCAUGUCAUCUUUAGGCUGGUCAUGUGUAGCUAAUUUAAUUGGAAUUAAUACUUUUCAGACAGAUAAUCUUACAAGGCCAAUUUUUAUUUUGAUCAGCUGACCAAAAGUAUACCAAAUGGAAUGAUGGCCAAAAAAGAUAAGUCACUCAAAUUCUAGGGGUUCCUUCUAAAAAUGUACUUUGGUUAAAUUAUAUGCCACUUUAUAAGAGAAACAACAGCAAGUGCUUUAGUGGAAAUUUCCAAAGAGGUGUUCCUUACCAUCUGAUGCAGUCUUCCCUUUCUUAUCAGAGAACCAUUAAGUGAAUUUUCCAUUCCAGUAUACAGAGAUUAUAUCUGUAACAGGUGAGCAGCACAAAUCUAGUAUCAUACUUUUAUACCACAGCACUUCUGCCAGAAAAGUGCUGGAGUUUAGAAAAUGCUUUGCAUGGUCCAGAUAUUGUUGGUACACAGUCAUCCUACAUAUAAGCAAAGUACUUUUUUKUGUGUGAAGGUGAGCUAUAAUGACCACAGCUAUAGAUAGACACAUUUUGAAGGAGAAAACUGAUUUCAUAUAUUGCAAAUAGGAUGCUAUCAUACUGUAUUUCCCUAAAGUAAAGCAUACUAAUGAAUUAGUAGGUUUUUGGUUUAUUAUUAGAAUUUGGUGUUACUAGAAGACCCUUAUGAAAUAUUAUUUACAAGUUGGUCUUAUUCCUAGGGGAAAAGUUUUUAAUUUAUUUUUCAUGCUGUAGUCUGAAGGAAAUGUCUUUAUACAUAAAAAUGUUGACUCCACUUAUUUGUUUAUUCUAAUAUUUUUUCCACUCUUUUUUCUUCCUCCCUGAUGUAUUUACGUAAUCUUAACUUACUAGUUCAGCUUCUAUGUACCUUGGUUGAGCUUCAUCUUGACAAAAGAGGCUCAUCAAUAUAAUUAUGAAGCAUAAUACAUUUAAGAGAAAAAUAUCUAGGAUGCUUACACAAAAAACAAAGUAUAUAUCUGCAGUUUUCCUUAAAAGCUACAAGAAUAUUAUGCUUGUCUGCUCCUUAGAAAAUGUUAUGUCAGAAAUGGAAAUGAGUGUAGCUCUACUGAAUAAUCAGAGAUCACCUUCUCAGAUUUGGCUUGACCUUUGUUUAUUGCUUCUGUAAAUCAACUCUGUGCCAAGUCCUCCUUUGCAGGAACUUAGAUCACUUUUACUUUUGGUAUUGGUGAAGAUGAUGGGAGUAAUGAAUUCUGAGUCCUGUGGAAGAAGUUCUCUAGGGUUGGUUAAAUUUCAUAUUUGUGUAAGAGCAAAAAGUAUGCAGAAUUAUAUAUUUGGCUGUUAAUGGAUGCAUAUUGAUUUUUUUUAAAUAAAGUGUAUAUUAUUGUUAUAGGUGCAGAUGAUUUUAAGACUUUAAGCAAAGGAUUAUAGAGUUAUAUCAUUUAGAAUGUUUCUUAAUCACUGAGACCACCUGGUAUUUUUCUUUUGGAGUCUCAUUUUCAUUUGUGCAAUAUUUCCAGGCAAAUAGACUACUGUUCAUUGUAGUUUAUAUAGAUAUUAGGGAACUUACUAAGUAUUUUAACAAGUAAAAAUCUGAAUAUGAAACUAAAUUUCAGAUUUGCACUUUAAAUGAGCUUAAUUGCUUGGAGUUGUGCCUGAAAUAUCAAAAUGCCUCCUCUUGGGUGUGGCUUUGUUUAGUGAAAUGAAUCUCUCUGUAAUUGUUGCUGUUUGAAGAUAUCACUACAGCCUUUCACAGAAUUAUAUUCACAGCAUGUCACUUUUCCCAUUAAAGCACUAUGUUUUCUUCAGAUGUUCCAUUUUCCCUUUUAGUGUUUUAUUCAGUUCAUCAAAGAGAUUAUAACCCUCACAGCUGUCACUUCCAAAAGUUCCUGUGGAGUAGAUGGUGUUACAGACACAGAGGUGCACUCUCAGUUUCCAAGCAGUUGUCCUGCUGGUUUCCUGGCCUCCCGGGCCCUAGAUGCACUUUCAAAUUACCAAACAGGCCUGCAAUGAAGGUCAAUAAGACUGCAGCACCAUUUCAGUUUCAGUUUACAUUCCAGCUGACUAUAGUUUUCAUGUUGGUAAAUUAGUUUUGGGUAGUUAUGUUUGCAUGCUUAUGCACACAUCUGAAAAUUAUUUAUAGUUGUAAUACAAAUGAUUAUCUGAUGUUUUUCCUUGGGGAUAAUGGCCUCACAAUUUUUCUUAAUUCUGAUUCACUUGAAUUCUAUUUUGCUUUUGUCUUUCCAUAUGUUCCUUAAAGUUUUCUGCUGCAGCAAUUUGAGAGAAUACAUUUGGGUAAAUGAUUAUAUGAUGGUGGACACCAAUCUAAAAUUAUGUUAUUAAUUAAAGAUAUAUGUCUUAACCUUUUGGGGAAAAAACUUCCCACGUUCUUUUUGGUAAAGCAUUACCAUAACAAGAUUAUACUGACCUUGAGAAUUUAAAGUCUCUAAAUCAAGACUAACUAAAACAAAAAUAAUAUCUACUAUUGUGGUUUCCAUUGAUUUAAGAAACCAAUUCAAGUACAUACUGUAUAUUAGAAUUUGCUUGUAAAAUGGAUUAUAAAAACCAAUGUAAAGU